This is a messenger RNA of Nematostella vectensis (starlet sea anemone), 607 nucleotides long. RefSeq lists its product as uncharacterized. The transcript is spliced from 3 exons. The coding region runs from base 15 to 464 and encodes 149 amino acids. The record is from RefSeq and is a predicted model, not a curated record. NCBI's taxonomy places the organism in Eukaryota, Metazoa, Cnidaria, Anthozoa, Actiniaria, Edwardsiidae.
UGAUUGGCAGUCAAAUGGGGCUGAGUGAAAGUAAAAUUCAUUAUUCUACUGAAGCACACGGUCGAGUCAACAUCACCGCUUUCAGAUUGAGCUACUCCUUUGCCAACAUGAAGUUUGCUGUCCUUUGCCUUGCCCUUCUUGCCGUGCUUCCAGCGGCAUAUUCCAUCAAGUGCUACGUGUGCACUGACGAAAAGGCCAACUGCAACAAGAAUGAAGUGGACUGCUCUGUGGCUGGCGAAAGCUACAAAUACUGCUUGAAGGUCAAGACAGGAGACGCGGUCACCAAAUCAUGUGCCAAACAGACCCAAUGCGACACAUUCAAGAGUACAUGCGACAAAAGUGACGGCAAAUGCGUGGCGGCCUGCUGCAAUGACAAGGAUCUCUGCAACAGCGGUCUCACCACCAAGCCCAUGAUGCUAAUGAGUCUGCUCAUGCCCAUUCUCCUUCUAGUGCGCUCAAUGUGAGCCUGAUAUUGGAUAGCCUGUGGUAGUUAGGAACAUGGCACCCGAUCUUUCAGCCAGUAACAAUACUGUGAAACCUUAAAGAUUUGAUUUUGAAUUUGUAAGAUGUGAUUUUCGUGUCAUUAAAAUAAAAAGGUUUAGUCCUA